GCGUUAAAGCCACAACCCCAAAGUGCGCCAGCGGAAAAGUGCCUGGCAACACUACCGCACUGUGCGCCGACUACAUCUGGAUUAGUACGUGAUUACAGCGGUGUCAGGAUUGCACAACUCUCUGGAGCCACAUCAGGAAGACAUGGGAUGGGCUACUGGCACAGAAGCCUCAAGUCAUUUAAUGGCAAACUCUGGAGUGUAGAGCUGCUUGAUUUGGGUGAAUGUAGAGCUGGACACCAUUUGGCUGUAUGAUGCAUUUUACUUCCCCGUAGAUUUUAUUGUAAGUAUCAAGAGCAGAGCCGCCACUACCCUCCAGUGCACCAUCUGAAUGGAAAUAUGGACACCUUCAAUGGAGGAAUUUUGACUCAACAUGUCCAGGAACUAUGAGCCUGGUCAAUCAGUAGGGAUGUUGGCCGCCGUGGAACAUGGUCCCAUCCUCUGCAGCGACUCCAACAUCCUCUGCCUCUCGUGGAAAGGCCGGGUCCCCAAGAGUGAGAAGGACAAGCCAGUGUGCCGGAGACGGUACUAUGAGGAGGGUUGGCUCGCCACAGGGAAUGGGAGAGGAGUCGUUGGGGUGACGUUUACAUCGAGUCACUGCAGGAGGGAUAGAAGUACACCUCAGAGAAUCAAUUUUAACCUGCGAGGACACAACAGCGAGGUUGUCUUGGUGCGCUGGAAUGAACCCUUCCAGAAGCUGGCCACUUGUGAUAUGGAAGGAGGCAUAUUUGUGUGGAUUCAGUAUGAAGGAAGAUGGUCUGUGGAGUUAGUGAAUGACAGAGGAGCCCAGGUGAGUGACUUCACUUGGUCCCAUGAUGGCACUCAAGCCCUCAUUGCAUACAGAGAUGGGUUUGUGUUAGUUGGCUCGGUCAGCGGUCAAAGGCACUGGUCCUCUGAGAUUAAUCUGGAGAGCCAGAUCACCUGUGGCAUCUGGACCCCUGACGAUCAGCAGGUGUUGUUUGGAACAGCAGAUGGUCAGGUAAUUGUGAUGGACUGUCAAGGAAGGAUGCUUGCACAUGUUCUGUUACACGAGUCUGAUGGGAUUGUGAGCAUGUCUUGGAAUUGCCCCGAUUUCCUAGUCGAGGACAGCACGGAGAGCGACACAGACUCCGAUGACAAUAUUCUGCCUUUAGUGCGGCGAGUUAAGCCUCUGUUGACUGUCACCUUCUUAUCAGGAGAUAUCAGUUUGAUGAAUAACUAUGAUGACCUCUCUCCUAGUAUAAUUCGCUCAGGGCUUAAAGACGUCGAGGCCCAGUGGUGCUCCCAGGGAGACCUCCUGGCUGUGGCUGGCAUGGAGAGACAUGGGCUCACUUCUGACUCAGCUUGUGCAUCCAUCAUGAGGAAUGCCCUUGUUAAGUUUUAUAAUGUCCAAGGUGAACACAUCUACACUUUGGAAACACCGGCACAGAGGCCCAUCACCACCAUUUGUUGGGGUCACAGAGAUUCCCGUCUGUUCCUCGCAUGUGGACCAGCUCUCUAUGUGGUCCGUGUGGAGCACAGGGUGGCCAGCCUCCAACUUUUAUGCCAGCAAGGCAUUGCCAGCGCCCUGCGAGAGGAGAAAGAUGUCGGGAAACUAAACAUGCCCUCGCUUCUCUGCUCUUAUGUCACCACUGCUUUUAUCCCCACCAUCAAGCCGCCAAUUCCUGACCCCAACAACAUCCGCGACUUUGUCAGCUAUCCCACAGCAGGGAACGAGAGGCUCCACUGCACCAUGAAGCGAGCUGAGGACAGUCCUGAAGCAGGCGGACCCUGCUACACGCUGUACCUAGAAUAUUUAGGAGGACUUGUGCCUAUUCUCAAAGGAAGGCGCAUCAGUAAACUUCGGCCCGAGUUUGUUAUUAUGGAUCCAAAAACUGAUGGCAAGGCAGAGGAAGUUUGCGUCAAUCCCAUGAUCUCAUACACCGACAGCUGUAACUGCUCUGACUCCAGUGACAUUGAGCUGAGCGAUGAGUGGGUCGGGAAGAAGUCACCAAAGUUAUCUCGCGGAAACAGGCUGAACAUGGAAUCAAGAAAAUCUCCCAAACUUUCACGUGCCAAUCAAGAAGGCCAGCGAUCACCACGCCUACCAACAAAGAAGCCUCCCGUUCGGUCACCCAGCCUGACACGGCGUGAGUUUUCUAUGGAUGGAAUUACGGAGCACAAUUACCUUGCACAAGUGACAUCUAAUAUUUGGGGGACAAAAUUCAAAAUUGUGGGACUUGCUUCUUUCCUCCCCACGAAUCUUGGCGCAGUCAUCUAUAAGACCAGUUUGCUUCAUUUGCAACCGAGACAGAUGACAAUCUACCUUCCAGAAGUGCGAAAGAUUUCCCAUGACUUCAUGAGCCUGCCUGUGUUCAACCCCAAUGUGUUCAGCGAGGAUGAGGAUGACUUACCAGUGAUGGGGCCGUCUGGAGUGGCUGGAGACAAUCCUCCAUGUACAGUCAACAUUCCCAUUGCUCCCAUCCACAGCCCAGCUCAAGCCAUGUCCCCAACUCAGAGUAUUGGUCUGGUUCAGUCUCUUUUGGCCAAUCAGAAUAUUCAGCUUGAUGUUNACAGCAACACCAUCACCCGUCCCAGUCACAGCAGCAGCUGCAGCAGCAGCAGCAUCAGCAACUACAGCAGCUGCACCACCAGCAGACGCUACAUCAACAACAGCAACAUCAGCAACAGCAACAAGCAACACCAAGUUCAGCAACAUCAACAAAUGCAACAAACGCAACACCAAGUGACGAACCAACAGCUUCAGCAACAGCAGAUCCAACAGCAGCAGCAGCAGAUGCAGAUGCAGCACGAGCAAAUGCAGCAGCAGCAGCAGCAGAUGCAACAGCAGCAGCAGCAAAUUCGACAGCAGAUCCAAGAGAUGAGGCAGCAGCAGCAGCAGCUCCAGCAGCAGCAUCAGCAGAUCCAGCAGCAGCAUCAACAGAUGCAGAGGCAGCAUCAACAAAUGCAGCAGCAACUGAAGAUCCAAAUGUCGUUGCCCCCUCCUCCAUCUGGCUAUCCAACCAUUUCCUUGCAACAGAUUCAUCUUCUUCCCCAGAUGCCACCUCCCACCACUGAGCCAGGGCUCGACAGGGGAGACCAUGGACACACUCUGAAGCCAAGUCUGCCACGUACAUUACCUCCCUCCUUUAACGAUACAGAUGGGUCUGUAGAGAUUCAGAUGAGGAAAAUAAAUCCUCCUCCUCCGUACCCGGGGACUGUAGUGUCUGCAGCAGCAGCUUCAGCUGCUGCUCCUCCUCAAACUCUCAUCACAAACUGUGACAGCCCAAGUAUCCUGGCACCGGACCCCUGCCUGAAAAAGGAUGAAUUUUUGCUUCAUCCUGUCACCUUACAGUACCCAACACCUCUUGGGUAUGAAAGGAUCACGACCUUUGACAGCAGUGGCAAUGUGGAGGAGGUGUGUCGGCCACGAAGGCGCCUCAUUCGCAACCAGAAUGCAUACGCUGUGCACAGCAUUGGGGGCUCAGCUACCCUCAAAGUCACUUCCUCAGAGAAUAAAAAAAUUCAGCUUCCAUACAGCUCAGCAACAUUAAGUCGUCUUUCUGUCCCUCGAUACACAAUACCAAGUGGAGACCCCCCUCCUUACCCUGAUCCAGCCAAUCAGGUAACAGCUACACUUCCUCCUCCCCAGAGAAUUGAUAGCAGCCUCAUUCAUGCCACUCUACGUCGUGAACGAAGGGAUGUGGGCCUCAAAGUGCCACAGAUGAUGGACAGCUCAAGGACACUACCUACUAAAGCUAAAAUGAACAGUGCAUUAGCCCUUUCCUACCAGCAGAGGGUGCCCACUGCCUUAUACACAUGCACACAGUGCAGUAGUAACAGCAGCAGCACCAGUGUUAGUGUCAGUGGAGGUGGAACUACCAGUAGUGGUAUUGCAGGUGGAACGGUGGUGAGGCAGGACUUCCCACCAGGGAAAGGUGCGCAUCACAGUACCAUUAUAGUGCACUCCAAAAAUGCCUCCCCAAUGGCAUCUCAGUCAUCUUACAGUCUACUGGGUGGCGUUGACAACAGUCGGGACAGAACAGUGUAUGUUAACUCUGCUUUUACUGAGGACGAGACUUUAAAUCAGCAGUGUCACCUUGAAAAAUCAGUACGUCAGCUGACUCUUGGUGAUGUCAGUUUGACAGUAAAACGCCCUCCGCCUUACCAGUGGGACACCUCCGCCACAGAAGAUUUCUGGCUCACCCCGGAUCAAACAAUGUUAGCUCCCCCACCUCAUAAACCGCCUCCCCUUAUUAUCAGUCAAGCUCAGCACCUUGAUGUGACUCGCCUUCCUUUUGUCCUCACAACUAAACCUCCAACCAGUCCGAGCACAAGCACUCUUACUUUUCCAUCAGGUUACCAGAUAUCCCUGUCACCUUUUCCUCCAGGGGUGGGUCACAGUGGACCCCCACUUCAGACUUUGCAAAACCCUCCGCAACAGUGUUCUCCAAAUGAAGUGGUCGCUCCUGUCCCUUUUGCUCAGCAGGACCCCAAUUUGGUCUUGCCACCGGGCUACCCCCCAAAUCUGGCCAACUUGGCCUGCUGUCCUCUCCCUCCUCUGUACCCAGGAGCAAGCUCAUGUGCCGGACUCCAACUGCACCCGGUCAGCCUCCACCCUUGGAACCCUUACCCCUGCCCACCGCCCAUGCAAGAUCCUCCCGCGCCUCCACUCCCAACCAAAACUCACCAGAUUUUGGAGAAGCCAAUACUGUCCCCGCCUCCUCCUACUGCACCACCUCCCCCACCUCCUCUUCCCCCUCCUCCCCCACCUACCGAGUUGCCACCAUCCAAAAGUGCCACAGAAGAUCUCGCAGAAUCUGCCAAUAACUUUCCAGAGCCAUCAUCCUUGAAUGAAAGCCCUGUCCCGCAAGAGUCAGAGCGCUUCAACAAGAAGAGCCGAAAAAGGCUCGACAGCCGAGCAGAGGAGGCCAACAUGCCCACUGUGUCUGAGGGCAAAUCCAGAAAGGAAGGGCGUGCGCUGUCUGAUUUCAACACUCUCAUUGCGAGCCCGAGGCUUGGUAGCAGAGAGAAAAAGAAGCCAAAGGGGCAGAGAGAACAACUUAAUAAAACAAAGAAAAUGAACAGGACCACAAAUGAGUUUCAGGAUAGCUCAGAGAGUGAGCCAGAGCUCUUCAUUAGCGGUGACGAGCUAAUGAACCAGAACCAGAGUAGUAAGAAGAGCUGGAAGAACAAGCGCAGCAUGCGUAUGGCAAAUGAGCUGGAGGAGAUAAAGUGUCGCAAGGCAAAUGAAAGGGAGGACCGUAGUUUAGGCAGCCAAGGGUUUGUCUACGUUAUGGCCAAUAAACAGCCACUGUGGAAUGAGGCCACCCAGGUGUACCAGCUUGACUUUGGAGGUCGAGUCACCCAGGAGUCAGCAAAGAAUUUUCAGAUCGAACUGGAUGGUAGACAGGUGAUGCAGUUUGGGCGGAUAGAUGGAAAUGCUUAUAUCUUGGAUUUCCAGUAUCCUUUCUCAGCCGUGCAAGCAUUUGCUGUUGCCUUGGCAAAUGUGACUCAGAGGCUGAAGUGAAAAGGUCAUUUGGUGUUGCUGUGCACUAACUCAACAGAGCUGAGUGGUCUUACCUUCCGACGUGUGGGGCUACGAUGGAGAAAAUGUCCUGUUUUACUUAGAAGAGAUUAAUAUAUGUACAAGCUAGUCUUGCACAUGGAGGCAAUUUACAAUCAGUGUGUUUAGGGCAAAGUCACUCCAGGUUGGUGUUGAUGAAAGAGAUUUAAGUGAAUCCAUAAUUUCUAGUUCAUAUAUUAAAUGUAGUCAUGUAGUCAAACUAUUAUAAUUAUUAUGAUAUGGUAUAUAUUAGAUUAAAGAAAACAAACCUAACUAACUUAUGUUGCAGUGACUUUUAAAAGCAGUCUGGAGGUUUAGUGCCAUCUGUAGUAUCAAACACAUUAUCUCGCUAUUGAACUGCAAAUUAAUAACCUUGUCGUGUUUAUAAAGAAAUAAGCACAGCAAAUAUAUAAGUCUGAAGUGGCAUUCAAAAUUUAUAUACACGUUCACUAAGCCAUACCGUAUGUUAUAUAAAGGCUGCACUAUUUUAAAUCCGUAUUAAGAAAUAAGUAGAUAUAUUAUACAGUUUUAUUAUAACACACUUAUAGGUAUUUAAUUACAUUUAUUUAUAAUCUCAUUUGGAAUUUUUUUCAGUUGAAUGUCUUCAACAUUAUGUUCAAUUUGCUGAACAUGCAAUAGAGGGAUAUAUAAAUUUGGUAGCUGCAACAUGAAAAGUUGAGUACAGUUUACCAUAGUUUAUAUAUUUUCUCUUCAUGCUACUUCCAUGAAGUGCUGCAAUGAACAUAGUUAAUCGUAUUAUUUUGGCCUCUGUACAUUCAACCCAUUCAACACCUGACGGUGUGUUCAUUUUUCCACUUGUAAAUUUAAACACAUUUCGAUUGAAGAAACAUUAUUCUCUAUUUCCUUGUUGAUUUCAGAAUCAACUAUUGUGGAUACAGUUGUCAGUAAUCGUGUACAGUAAGUCUAUGGGUGCCAUAUCUAGCCAAAGGCGUUUGGCUGAAAGGAUGCCUGCUAGAAAAUUAGCAGAAAAUGAUGUCAUGUAGAUCUCAUGUCACCCAGAAUAAAUCUACACAGUAACGAUUAAGAUCUUUUCAAUCAAAUUCACUUGGUUGGCUCUGUUUUGUUUCCACUGGGUGUUUAAGAUGUUACUUGAAUUCUGCAUUUGAAUGUGAAGUACAGUAGUUUGCCUAUUUUGGAAACCAGUGCUGCUUUAGAUAGAGCUUGUGUGCAAUAAUGCUACCUACACAGAACUUAAUGUCGUACCUGCAAAAGAAAAUGUAAUGCUGCUUGCGCUGUGUAUUUAGUGACUUAACAUUAUUAUGUGCUUAGAAAAAUAUGUGUGUAUGUUGCUAAUUUGAAUAAUUUUGUAUUUCACCUUUGCUUUAACAUUGCACCUUGAGUUGUUUUGGGUUUUUUUUAUUUUUGUUGAUGUUACAGAAAAAAGAAUGAGAGCAUAAACAUGCAGAGCUAUUAACUACAACAUACUCAUAAGUUGCUAGAGAUGACCCGUUAGUGGGAGUCAGAUUCAUGUAGAUUUGGUGCUAUUGUAUAAAGAAAAAAAAUGUGAUCUUAUCUGGAAAUCUGUCACUUGUUUUUAGAAGUUUAUUUUAACUGGAAAGUAUUUUGCAAAAAGUUACAGAACAUUUGGUGCAGAUGUUUUCAUUUCAGCUUUUUUUUUUAUUCAGUGCAGCUUCAGAGAUUUUAGCAACAGUGCGUGUCAGUUAUUAUCAGCAAUACUGCCUAAUAACCGAAUGGUUUGCUGCCUGAUUGUUUUUCUCUUAUUUUGUGAUGAAAAGAAAAAUUUGACUGUAGGUUUUCUGGGGACCUAUAAGCUGGCCAAAAUGGAAUAAAAAUCUAUGGUUCCAAAA
Neolamprologus brichardi is the source of this 7350-nucleotide messenger RNA. The record is from RefSeq and is a predicted model, not a curated record. Lineage: Eukaryota; Metazoa; Chordata; Actinopteri; Cichliformes; Cichlidae.